This is a messenger RNA of Aspergillus neoniger CBS 115656, 2934 nucleotides long. RefSeq lists its product as uncharacterized. The transcript is spliced from 3 exons. Gene Ontology annotation, molecular function: ATP hydrolysis activity; ATP binding. The coding region runs from base 1 to 2934 and encodes 977 amino acids. NCBI's taxonomy places the organism in Eukaryota, Fungi, Ascomycota, Eurotiomycetes, Eurotiales, Aspergillaceae. The record is from RefSeq and is a predicted model, not a curated record.
AUGGCCGCCGUCAAUGACCCUCAACCCCUCCCCAAAAGGGAUGAGCAAGUUGGCCUAAGCGGCUUUUAUCACGACCAAGGUGACGGUGGUAACCAAGGGGAUGUUGUGGCAGGAGCUCGAACCGUGAAAUGGUUCAAAUCAAAGGAACUGAGUGCUUCCCUUCUGGGGCUUCUCGACAGCCUUCAGCUUGUGACCUCUUCCGACGACAAUGGAUCUACUGUCGCCGGAGCAAACCGGUCAUGGUUCGAACUCUCGAUCUAUAGACGCGGCGACGAGGCUCUGAACAGGCUUCGCUGGAUGAGCCAUGAGAACAGGUUCAUGACGAAUGACCGCGAAUAUGUUCAUGCUGCCGCCGACCAUGAGGACUCAAGAAAUCGGUACCAUAAGGGUACACUGAUAUUCGGUAUCAACGUCGAGAACAAUGUGAAACCAGCUGAUGUUCCAAGUUUUCGUGCAUUGCUGGGAUUGGCUCGGGAGAAUCCGAAUGCGGCUUCAACCUUUGAAUAUUUGGGCAACAGUACGGCAGAUCAGGUGGAAGACAGAAUCAGGGGCAGCGGAAGAAAGCCUAUCGUGAGUCGGUUGAGAUGGGUAAGUGCUGAUAGGAUUGUGACACUCGCUAAUGCGUCUCAACGCGCAGAGAAGAAUGUUCUGCUUGUCUUUGAUGCAGAUGACCUACUUAGAUCGACGACUACAGACCGCCGCCUGUCCUGGGGCCAGACGGUCGAGAAUAUCUGGAGAGUGAUGGAAGGGACUUGCAGAAGGAUAGGGAAGCAAUCACCCAACAACUAUUUCCACCUUCUUAUCCAGAUUGGGUUUGAAGGCGCGAUCUACAAGGGCUUCCAUACCCAGGGUACCAAGGCCCAUCUCAUCUACGAGCCAACCAGCGCCGAAGGCAAGCUUAUUCGCUCGUACUCAGAUAAUGAUAUGAGGAAAUUUGGAUUCAUUGGAUUCAUUGGAGAUAAGUGGGAAAAGUUGAAGAAAGAGCUGAUGGUUGCCUGGGAGCGUGGACUUGUGUCCUCUCUGGAAGAAGAAUCCGCUGGGUCCAUUGCGGAUCUCGGCAUAACGCAAAUGAGAGACGCAAUGAUGACUGGAAUCAGAUGGUCUCGUCGCUGUGCCCCGAUUAUGUUUCCAAAAGGAAACACCCAGAAAUUCAUGCCCACUAACGACCGCAUGAAACUUGAAUCUGGCUCAGAACCGGUUUUGGUGUCUGUGGAGCUAGAUCUGAUCGUGCAAGACGAAAAUGCUCAAGAGCAGACUUUCAGAAAACCGUUAGUCCUUGACAGUUUGCCGUGCUCCACAAAAAAGGCUGCCCAUGAUACGUUGACACAUGGCUUUGAGUGUGUACUACCAUACAUGCCCGGUGCCCGGUUUGGCAACUUGGUCACGGCUGAUCGGGGGGAAGUCGAUGGCUUCCGAAAAAUUGCCAACACGGUUGAGGAAUGGUACCGGUACAAUAGGGAACCCAAACCUUUGUCCAUUGCCGUGUUCGGCCAGCCAGGGUCUGGAAAGUCAUUCGGUGUGAAGGAGGUCAUUAGGGACACACUGAAAGCCGAUAGGGAUAACAUUGUAUUUUUGGAAUACAAUCUCUCGCAGCUCCAGCACGAGAAUGAACUCCAACGUGCAUUCGAAGCCAUACGGACCACCCGCGGGAUGCCCAUUGUAUUUUUCGAUGAAUUUGACUCGACCUUCCAAGGAAGACAGUUGGGGUGGUUGCCGCAUUUCCUCAAAUCCAUUACGAGGGGUGUAUACAAGGACGGCGCGGUAGAACGGCCAUUAGGACGUGGCAUCUACAUCUUCAUCGGAGGCACCAAAUCGAGUCAUGAAGAAUUCUUCAGAGACAUAUCAGACAGCAGUGGCUUGGUGAGAAGGCCCGAGGAGACCCCCGAUUUCUGUAGAUCCGAAAAGCAUGUCACGGCAUUACUUGAUGAAUUGAAUCGAAACCCUGAUAGAACCUCGGGACCAACGCUGACCUCCAUCAACUUGGAUAUUUCCGAAGUGUAUCAAUACAGUGACUUGAAAGAUACAUUCUCCCAAGUACAGAGCGAGAUACUAUCAGGAAGACUUCCACUGGUCUUCUUUGAAAACUUCGAUAGCGAUUUCGGCGACGAGAAGCUGGGAUGGCUGAAAUACUUCCUCGCUCCAAUGCAAGACGGCGAAUACCUCGACAAUAGCGUACGAUGUCCCAUCGGGCGUGCCAUCUUUUUCUUCGAACAGGGGACAGACCACUUCAAUGGAUUUCCUGAAGUAAGCUUCAAUUCUGAAGAUUUUCAAGGUGCGAAAGUACUGGACUUCGUGAGCAGACUCCGAGGAUACGUCAAACACGAGAUAAACUACACUUAUCUUAACAAUGUUCUCAACUGGUAUCUGAAGAGCCAAACGAUAAACAAGCCACUUUCGAUUGGCGUGUUCCGGAACUGUCAGAGACCCCCAAGUCAGCGCCUCGGAAUCAAAAAAAUCUUCAAAGAUAACUUGGCAGGGCACGUAAACAUCCUCGGGCCGAGCAGCUUGGGGAGAGGGGACGAGACCUAUUUCGUCCUCCGUCGAGCGAUGCUGCUUCGAAGCAUGCUUCAGAGGAAUUUCGGGUUUGGCGAAGGAGAAUUCAUUGACAUGGAUCCUGGUGUCCUCAAUGCACUGUUGUUCACUCCCCGCGUCCUACAUGGUGCUCGUUCCCUGGAGUCAAUUCUGUCCAUGAGCAGGAUACCAAAAAGAGUGAAAAUCACGAAGGAAGAUCUCUGCACAGAGGAUCAGCGCAUGUUGCAUGUGAAGGAUGAGGCCUUCCAGCGGUUACUGAAUAGUACCGGGGUAGAUUCGGGUACACAGGCUACAAAGGAAGACAUGCGGCGCUAUGCUUGGAUUGAACGGAAGUCGGGUAGAGCUUACCAGUGUAGGACCGUGGUCCCUGCUACGCCUGCGGCUGGCUCAGGCACCGCCUGA